Aspergillus calidoustus is the source of this 1620-nucleotide messenger RNA. The record is from the annotation of a GenBank genome assembly. Lineage: Eukaryota; Fungi; Ascomycota; Eurotiomycetes; Eurotiales; Aspergillaceae.
AUGGCUUCUCUGUCUUCGCCGCCGAGCACUGGAUCCUCUGCUCCACAGAGCGUAGAGAAGAUCAGCCGUCUCGCCCAGGACUACAAAUUUGACCCCGCGGUUCCGCUGCGGUACUGGCUGAGGACGGCUGCCACUCUUGUUCGCGAGGCUCGGAUCUACCUUCGCGAAGGACACGAUGAACAGGCGUAUCUACUUUUGUUCCGCCAUGCCCAGCUGGUACUCGUACACUUGGCCGACCAUCCUGAUUUGAAGGACGGGAAAGAUGUGAAGGAAGAACGGAAGGCUCUUGUGGGUGCGGAGAAGGAAGUCAAGCAGAAUCUUGAGAUCCUGGAGAAAUUGAAACCACGCAUCAAUAAGCGAUAUGAGAGAUACACACAGUUGAUGCGCGAGCGGCAACAUCGCAUGUCGUCGGCUACGGCGAGCCCUGCCGUCUCGACUCAGCCACCAAGCGCAUCUGAUCCUGCUCUAUCAGGCGUUGCCGAACCCUUGGAAGCUGGGAAGGACAGCGAGCUAGCUGUAAAACUGGCUCGGACGGAGAUUAGCCGUAGAGCAACAGCUAGGAAUGCCAUGCGCCAUGGGCAAAGCGGCGGUGAUGAGUCAAGUCGCCGCGCAGCAGGAAUAUGGGGAGACUGGGAAGAGGCCUUACAGCGGAAUGAGGGUCGGGAGCCAGAUGAUCUGAGCCGGCGCAUCCAGGAAGUGAGGCUCAAUCUGGAGAAUGGUCCGCAGGCACGGUCUCGCCCAGCGAAGUCUGCAACACGCCCGUCGACCGAGAUUCCAUCCACAUCCGCUUACAAGUAUCCCACCGUUCCCCGUCAGAAAUCUUUCGAUAUCACCUCUCCGGCAGGGAUCCCUCGGCCGAUGCCUGAGAAGCCCACAAAGCCGCCAAUACUUCCCCCAAAAGAGAGCUACGGCUCUCUUGACGGACCACCACCCCGGCCGGACAAGCUAUCGGCCGAAUCUCUAUCAGAACUUGCGCCUGCAGUCCCUGCUAAGGUAACGCCAGACGAGCGACGCAAGGGCCUAGAUCCGUCCAGUUUCACCUUCAAACCCUCCGCCUAUCUCGAAAACGGCACACCCCUCCGCACCGUCUUCCUCCCGCCACAUCUACGGACACAUUUCCUGUCCCUUGCCGCAUCGAACACUCGAAAGAACCUGGAGACGUGUGGUGUCCUUUGCGGCACAUUAAUCUCCAAUGCUCUCUUCAUCUCUAGACUUCUAAUUCCGGAACAGGUUUCCACAUCAGAUACUUGUGAGACGGUAAACGAAUCUGCGAUAUUUGACUAUUGUGAUUCAGAGGACCUAAUGGUGCUUGGCUGGAUCCACACGCACCCGACUCAGACCUGCUUCAUGAGCUCAAGAGAUCUUCAUACGCACUGCGGCUAUCAAGUGAUGCUUCCGGAGAGUAUUGCUAUUGUGUGCGCGCCGAGCCAAACGCCAGAUUGGGGCGUCUUUCGCUUGACGGAUCCACCGGGGCUCAAGUCAGUUCUGAGCUGUACUCAGACUGGACUGUUCCAUCCACAUGCUGAAACCAACCUGUACACCGACGCAUUGCGUCCGGGACAUGUUUUCGAGGCGAAUGGGCUGGAAUUUGAGACAAUCGACCAGCGGGUGAAGCAGUGA